AUGGCUCCUCAGGUCUUCAUUACUGGUACCACCGGCUACAUUGGCGGUGAUGGCCUCUACGCCAUCAGCAACGCUCACCCCGACUGGGAGCUUUCGGCCUUGGUCCGAAGCAAGGAGAAGGCCGCUGUGCUGUCCAGCAAGUACCCCAAGAUCCGUGUUGUUCACGGGGAUCUGGACUCCUCUGAUAUCAUCGAGGAAGAGGUUAAGAAGGCUGACAUUCUUUUCCACUUCGCCGAUUGCGACCAUGUCGCUGCUGCUGAGGCAAUUGCCAAAGGCGCCAAGCACCACACCCCCGAACAUCCACUCUGGAUAAUCCACACGUCCGGAACAGGUAUCCUAACAGUAGAAGACCAGCGUGCAAAGACAUAUGGUAUCGAGCGUCCCAAGGAAUACAAUGACUGGGAAGGUGUCAGCGAGCUCGUCAAUCUCCCCGAAGACGCAUUUCACCGCAACGUGGACACAAUCAUCAUCAACAUCGGCAAGGAAAACCCCAGCGUCCACACCGCAGUCGUCUGCCCACCAACAAUCUAUGGCCAAGGCCGCGGUCCCGUAAACACAAAGAGUCUCCAAGCUUACAUGCUAAGCGCAGCUGUUCUCAAGCGCGGAAAGGGAUUCUUGGUGGGCAAGGGUGAGAACGUUUGGCACCAGGUCCAUAUUCAGGAUUUGAGCAAUGUCUACCUCGCUCUGGGCGAUGCGGCUUCAGAGGGUGGCGGUAAGGCUACCUGGAAUGAAGAGGGAUAUUACUUCGCUGAGAAUGGGUCGUUUGUCUGGGGUGAUAUCCAGCGGGCGGUGGCGAAGGCUGCUUUUGAUCUGAAGUAUAUUCAAUCUCCUGAGGUUGACUCUGUGGAUGGUGAACAGACUACGGAGAUCUUGCAGUGGGGUGUUUAUGCUUGGGGUUCGAAUUCUCGUGGUCAUGCUAUUCGGGCGAGAAAGCUGUUUGGGUGGGAGCCCAAGCAGCCGAAGCUGAUUGACUUGAUUCCGGAGAUUGUUACAGUUGAAGCCAAAGAACUUGGACUGUGA
Penicillium odoratum is the source of this 1020-nucleotide messenger RNA. RefSeq names its product putative nucleoside-diphosphate-sugar epimerase. The transcript has 3 exons. NCBI's taxonomy places the organism in Eukaryota, Fungi, Ascomycota, Eurotiomycetes, Eurotiales, Aspergillaceae. Bases 1 to 1020 code for a protein of 339 amino acids. The record is from RefSeq and is a predicted model, not a curated record.